UUUGGUUUCCACUUACUCGUCGAUUAGUUUCUGUAAGGAUUUAUUUCCUGUAGUUGGAUUCUUGUGCUGGGCUCAGUACAUCAGCGAUAACUUGUAAGGAUUUCGUAGGUUCGAUUUUGUAAAUUAAUUGAUAAAGUGUCAGUAGUUUUGAAGCUCUAGUUUAUGGAACUAGGUCUUUGAAAUUUGCGGCGGUGUUCCGAGUUUAGCGUAUAAGAUUAUCGAAUGAUUGUUUAGUGUUGUGUCUCUGAUGACCCUUCAUCCUUGUCAUUGAAUCCUUGAGCUUCCUGUUGUUAUGUUCUUUCUUCAAAUAAAGAGCAUAAUGGUAAUAAUACUCUCUUCCGGCAAGGUGUUUCCCUUUAUAGUAUUGAUUGAUGAUGGAAACCCAGAAGAAAUCUCGAGAACGUAGCCUAUACCAUAUAGUUGAUGAUACCGGUGGGGCAUUUGGAAUGGGAGCUAUUGGAGGAUCUGUAGUUCAUUUCAUAAAAGGCACAUACAAUUCCCCGAAAGGUCGUCGUUUUGUUGGCGGAGCACAAGCGGUGAGCAUGAAUGCUCCUCGUAUAGGAGGCGCUUUUGCUGUAUUUGGAGGCUUGUUCUCCACAUUUGACUACACAUUGGUGUACAUCAGGAACAAGGAAGAUCCAUGGAACUCCAUCAUAGCUGGUGCUGCUACGGGAGGCUUUCUUUCAAUGCGUCAAGGGAUUGUUGCAGCUUCUAGAUCUGCGCUUAUGUGUGGGGUUUUGCUUGCUUUGUUCAAAGGGGUUCGUUAAUGUUGAACAAGUAAAGCCUUUUUUUUGGGGUUGUGAUUCGAUGAGCUUUCUCUCCCCAAAUCUUGGAAUCUAAAUACUGUACUCUUUGUAAAAUCAUUUUACAGUGUUAUUCUUUUUGUUUCUAAAAUAAUGUUCUUUCCGUCCAACACUGGCAAUGUCUCUCUGAUUCACUUCUCAUACUGGUUCUUUA
This is a messenger RNA of Eutrema salsugineum, 957 nucleotides long. Its product is annotated as mitochondrial import inner membrane translocase subunit TIM17-2. Gene Ontology annotation, biological process: protein import into mitochondrial matrix. Bases 372 to 767 code for a protein of 131 amino acids. Gene Ontology annotation, molecular function: transmembrane protein transporter activity. Lineage: Eukaryota; Viridiplantae; Streptophyta; Magnoliopsida; Brassicales; Brassicaceae. The record is from RefSeq and is a predicted model, not a curated record. The transcript has a single exon. Gene Ontology annotation, cellular component: mitochondrial inner membrane; TIM23 mitochondrial import inner membrane translocase complex.